Messenger RNA from Lactuca saligna, 1707 nucleotides. The record is from the annotation of a GenBank genome assembly. NCBI's taxonomy places the organism in Eukaryota, Viridiplantae, Streptophyta, Magnoliopsida, Asterales, Asteraceae.
AUGACUGUGGUUCUGAACCCGUGUGUCGUUUCACCUCCUCACAUGGUUAGUCAAAAUAUUAAUGGGGAGAAUACCGAGAUUGUCUCUACUAAUUUAAGCUUUGGAGCUGCGAUUCAUCUACCAUCGAAUCAUCCCCAAGAAAACGCAUUAAAUGCUCCCUCAGUGAAUAACUUUUAUUUGGAAAGUCAAAGGCAAGAUAAUUUAAAGGAGGGAAACGUGGCUUCCUUAAAUAAUGACUACAUUAAUUUCCUUUCCUUAAGUGGAACUGGUGGGAUAGCCUCGUCGCCUUCAAAGGACCCCCUCCCAAUGCACUCUAUUGGCUGUGACAAAAAAGGGGACACUAGAAUUAAUGCUCCUAGAAACCCUCACCAUUUUGUCCCCAUACCCUUUCCUCCUAGUGAAGCUAAUGAUAGCAUGGAUCCUCAUUCUCCACCCACUCAGUCUCGUGGUUUGGACCCAAUCCUUCAGCAACUUUCUUUUGGGCCCAACAACCCAAAAUUUGUUCAAAAUGAAUGCUCCUUUCCCGACAUAGUAUUGGGUCGUGUUUCUGUGGAUGCCCCUCCUCCUCUUAAGCCCAUUUCGACGUCCCCUAUUCCCUAUAGCGACGCCGAUCUUGUGCAUGGUUUAAAUUACAAUGAGGGUAAUCUCCUUAAACCUCUUUCUCUUGAUUUCAUUGAUAAUAUUGAAAUUAUAGAAGAUGAUCAAAUCCUUAUUCCCCCCUCAAUUAUGGAUAAGGGUAGCGUUCCAUUCGAACGAACACUUUAUGGUUAUUUCGUUGGAGAUAGACUCGCAUUCCCGUUUGUUAGAGACCGAGUGUUUGAAUUAUGGAAGGAACAUGGGCUAUAUGACAUUUUUAUAAAUAGCGAUGACGUGUUCUUCUUCAAAUUUGAUAACAUCGUUGGCAUGAAUUUUGUUCUUCAAAAGAGUAUUUGGAGGAUUAAUGGUUUCCCGCUCUUUCUCCGCAAAUGGGAUCCCAAAGUCUUCAUUGAAAAGCCAACUCAUGACCGGGUGCCCGUUUGGGUUAAUAUUUUUGGAAUCCCCCUUCAACUCUUUAACAAGGAUGGUUUGAGUCUUAUUGCUAGCAAACUUGGAAAGCCUUUAGAGGUUGACUCUUAUACCACAACCAUGUGUGAGCGGGCUAUGGAUCGUGCGGUUUAUGCUCGCAUUCUCAUAGAAAUGUCGGCUAAAGAUCCUUGGGCAAAAGAAAUAAAAAUCAAAGCGAUCACAGCUACAGGUUCUACUUCUACAACACUUAAAGUGGAGUAUUCUUGGAUCCCUAAGAGAUGUGAUCAUUGCAAAAUCUUUGGUCAUGACCAUGCCAUGUGUCCCACUCACAUGAUUAGCUCCCCCGACCCAAAGUCGGCUAUGCCCACCCCAAAAGAAGUUGAUAAUGAAGGAUAUCAAACGGUCAAGAGGAGAUCUCAAUCACUUCCAAAUCCAAAAAAGAAGAUCCCCAUCAACAACCGCAAAGGAAAAGGCCCCGCUAUAAAGAUAUCUCAAGUCUAUAAACCAGUUACUCGUGUAGAGCCAAAGAAAAAAGUUUCCACUAACAUGUUUGAUGCUCUUUCCCAUCAAAGAGUGGAUGAUAUUGAUGAUGCAUCUCGUGUCCCUCCUAUUAUUAGUCCGAGUACUACACACCCAGCUUCUGACGCACUGCCGAGCUCUUCUCAUGGUGGUUGUAUCUCUUCUCCAAUUGAUCAGGGAUGA